Messenger RNA from Dermochelys coriacea (leatherback sea turtle), 2544 nucleotides. RefSeq names its product opioid growth factor receptor (gene OGFR). The record is from RefSeq and is a predicted model, not a curated record. Gene Ontology annotation, molecular function: opioid growth factor receptor activity. Gene Ontology annotation, cellular component: membrane. Bases 83 to 2200 code for a protein of 705 amino acids. Lineage: Eukaryota; Metazoa; Chordata; Testudines; Dermochelyidae. The transcript has 9 exons.
GUGGCUGGCUUUGUCCCCUGCUCCUCCCAGCUGCUAACACAGCGCCUCUUUGGGUUUCCUUUCCUGGCAGCCGGGGGCCCUGAUGGCGGCUUGGAGGAGCUUCAGCGGGCUGGAGGAUGGCGAGAAGAAAGAGUGGUGCUCCUGGGAGUACGACUCCACCUGGGAAAGCGAGGAGGAGGAGGAGGAGGAGGAGGAGGAGGAAGGGAAGGAGUCGCAGGAGGCCCGAGCCGACAGAAAGGAAGAGGAGUCCUUGCGAGUCUCCCACCAGGCCAGCGGCGUACAGUCUAGAUGGUAUUGUUUAUUCAGUAUGACCUAUAUGUUUCUGAGGAAAGUUCUUUCACAUCUUAAUCUUUCAGAUGCCCAGGAGCGAAGACGACCAGCUGCCUUAUCAAUUGGUUGUAGAGGUUUUGAGUUCUCGACUGGACGCAACUGGACAGCCGCAAAAGAUAUGCAGAGAUACAGGCAUUGUUAUCCGGGUUUGAAAGAAAGGGAACCUGAUGCUGAAGAGGAGGAGAUGUGGAAUUUAAGUUUUUACAAAAACGAAAUUAACUUUUUGCCUCAUGGCUUGCCUAUUGAUGUGCUCCUUGAAGCUUGGCAGGAGGAUUACGAGACUCUGGAAGAAAAUCAUUCUUAUAUACAAUGGUUGUUUCCUUUGCGUGAACGUGGGAUGAACUGUCGUGCAAAGCCUCUCACAUGUAAAGAAAUUCAGGCCUUUAAGAAAUCCGAGGAAGUUAUGCAAAGAUUCAUUAGAGCUUACAAACUCAUGCUGGGUUUUUAUGGAAUAAACUUGAUAGAUCAAGAAAUGGGAGAAGUGCAAAGAGCAGAAAACUGGUGUCAGAGAUUUCGCAACCUUGAUCGGUUUAGUCACAACAAUUUGCGGAUAACUCGUAUUUUGAAGUGUCUGGGAGAGAUGGGGUAUGAACACUAUCAAGUAUGCCUGGUUAAGUUUUUCCUAACAGAGACGCUUGUUCACCAAAUGCUCCCAAACGUUAAGAGAAGUGCCUUGGAUUACUUCAUCUUCACCAUCAGAAACAAGCAGAAGCGAAGAGAACUGAUACACUAUGCAUGGAUGCACUUUAAACCUCAGAAUGGGUUUGCAUGGGGGCCUCAUAAGAAACUCCAGAAAUACAAACCUCCAAACAGGGAGGAGAAAGUUGGAGAUGCUGCAUACUCCAAAACCAACAAGGUGACUGAUGAAUGUCCCUCAGUGGAGCAGAGUAAGUGUGGUGCCAUGUACGUUGCAGAGCGAGGAGACAAUGUAGAAGAGAGAGAAGCUUCACUUCCCCAGCUAGAAGAGAAGGUUCUGAGUGAGGAUCUUGUAGGAAUGGGGCAUGGAGCAGAGAGUGAAUGCCUAAAGGAAAGCAAGAAAAGAAAGUUUGAGAUGAACAGAUUAACUGGCAAGUGCACAGGGCUGUUGAAGAGUCCCACUGAUAUUGAGAAGAUCUCUUAUAACCUACGGGAAUUUGUUAUCAAUCAAGAGACCACAGAGACUCAUCCUGCAUUGCCAGAAAAGGGUGACCAAGUAACAGCUGAAGAAGGUGAUGUCAGUAAUGAAGACUUAAAGGCAUCUGAGUCAUCUGAUGCACCUGUAAAAAGAAGGAAAGUUGAUGAGGCAAUGCCAGAAAACAGUACCGUAAAUGUGGCAAUAAACUUGGACAAUGACACCACUACCUGCAACGUCCAAGCAGCAAAGCCAGGGGUCAUGGGCUGUGGGGCUGAGAAAGGAGAAGUUAGUGAGGAAGACAAGGUUGUGGAAGAAAUUGUGAAAGCUGAGAAUGGUGCUGAAGGUGCAUCUGUGAAUUCAUUGCCUGCUUCUGAGACUAAUGAGUCUGGUCUGCUUUCUCUGGCAGGCGGUGGCUCAGUGCUAUGUGAAGCAAAUUCAGAAAUACAAAACGAGGAGCAUCAAUGUAAUGAAACUCUAACAGUAAGUGAAAGCCAGGUAGAUAACAGAGAACAGAAAGAAGGGGCAGAUGGUAUCAAUGGAAGAGGGGAAACAAAAACCCCAGACAAGAACCAGAGCCAAGAGUGUCUUCAGCAGAGUGUGGUGGCAUCUUGUCCUGAAAAAGUCAGUGCUGGGGACAUAGCACAAAAAAUUGAUCGCUUUGAGGAUUCAGCAGAACUGAAUGAUCAGCAGACAAUGGCAGAGAGUGGAAAAACCAUUGCGAUAGCACCAGAGGAAGGGGAGGAGGAAGGACAGUGAUGUUCUGAAUUCAAGGAGCAUGGAACAGUGAUUCAGACUCCAAAGGCAGAUGGAAAAAGACGUCUCUUUUUAAAACAGUCCAGAACAAAAUCCCUCCCCUCCGCUCCGGUUGUCUUAACUAGAAAAAAAUCUGCUUGGUCAACUGCAUAGGGAAGAGCCCUUGACCUCUUCCUGUUCCCAUUUGUAUCUGACAUGCUGGACUGUUUGCAAGGAUUUCCCCUCUUCACCUCUUUUUUGGUAUGUGUAUUAAAGAAGAAAACAAAGCUUCUUUCCUCUUUGAAAGAGUAAAGUUCUUAUUUAAUAAGUGAUUUUAAUCCAUGGAAUACAGAUGUUUGUAGAAUAAA